This is a messenger RNA of Seriola aureovittata, 1793 nucleotides long. RefSeq names its product cyclin A1 (gene ccna1). The record is from RefSeq and is a predicted model, not a curated record. Gene Ontology annotation, cellular component: cytoplasm; nucleus; cyclin A2-CDK2 complex. The transcript has 9 exons. Gene Ontology annotation, biological process: regulation of cyclin-dependent protein serine/threonine kinase activity; mitotic cell cycle phase transition. Bases 217 to 1446 code for a protein of 409 amino acids. NCBI's taxonomy places the organism in Eukaryota, Metazoa, Chordata, Actinopteri, Carangiformes, Carangidae. Gene Ontology annotation, molecular function: cyclin-dependent protein serine/threonine kinase regulator activity.
UUAGUUUACAAGGCAACCUGUAGAAAACCUCGCCGCUGGACAAACCUCGGAUAUCUAGUAAGCCGCUGUAAGUCGCUUGAACGCAGCCAGAGGUCGCUGUUUGUCUCCAAUUUGGUUACAAACAAGAAAGUAAGCGGUCGUUGCUCCGCUCGGGUCGUUAGUGAGUGUUUCCACCUUGUAGCGUUAAGCUGUGAAGUAACUACGCUGAUCCUGGUUAUGAUGAACUUCAGCACAAAUGCCCAUUACGGCAGUCACACUAGCAAAGAAAAUGUUCCACCGUCAAGCAAAAUGGAUGCAUCACAGGUCCAGAAAGCCAGGCAGCGGACAGUGCUUGGUGUUUUGUCAGAAAAUGAGCAGCGUGGUCGAUCCCUCAGCAAGGGAAGCCAAUUUUCCAAACACAGCUCGAUCUCAGACAGCUCUCAGCACACCUUUCUCGGCUGUACCUCCAGUUCCAGCUAUGAUGUUUAUGUUGAAGAGGCUUGUGAAGUUGUUCUUGCGGCUUCUGGUCAAGAAGUUGUGUCUGACAACUAUUACCGAGAUACUGAAACCGCUGCCCUGCAAAACGAAGGGCUGAGACUCCUGCUGGAGCUUAGUUCAAGUUCAUGCCUGGAUGCUUCUAUGCAGUCUGAAAAAGAUGAAUCCCUGAUGUCAGAGGAGGUGCUGUGUGUGUCUGAGUAUGCAGAGGACAUUUACCGACACUUGAGGGAGAGUGAAUUGAAGUUGAAGCCUCUUCCAGGCUACUUGGAGAAACAUCCGGAGAUCACCAGUGGCAUGCGGCUCAUCCUGGUGGACUGGCUGGUGGAAGUCGUCCAGGAGUACAAGCUCCGUUCUGAAACUCUGCAUCUUGCUGUCAACUAUUUGGACCGCUUUCUGUCCUGCACGGCGUAUGUAAAACGGGGCAAGCUGCAGCUGGUUGGCACAGCUGCAUUACUGAUCGCUUCAAAAUAUGAGGAGAUCUUCCCUCCCGAGCUGAAUGACUUUGUGUACAUCACAGACAGCACCUACACCAAGAAGCAGUUGGUUCGAAUGGAGCAUGUUUUCCUAAGAGUGCUGGCCUUCAAGAUGGCCGCACCAACUACAAACCAGUUCCUUCGCCUUUUCAUGUCCAUCCACUCUGUCUGUGCCACCACAGAGAACCUGGCCCUGUAUGUAGCAGAGUUAAGCCUGCUGGAAAUUGAACCAUUCCUACAGUACAGCCCAUCUAUAGUGGCAGCUGGAGCCUACUGCCUGGCCUCCUAUACUGUAAACAAAUCUCACUGGCCUGAAUCCUUAUGUGUGUUUACUGGCUAUACCAUGGCUGAAAUUGAGCCCUGCGUGACUGACCUCCACAAGCUACACAUCAGUGCAGAGAGUCACCCACAACAGGCCGUCAGAGAAAAAUUUAAGAAUUCAAAGUAUUGUCGUGUUUCGUGGAUCACUCCACCUGCCGUUCUGCCUUUCCUAUGAAUCACUGCUCCACCCUUCUUCUGACGCUUCUGACAGAACAAAACAAACCCAACUGAUUCUUUGUCAGUCCCAUACAUGCCACACCCCUCUGGACACUUUCUUGCUUUAAUUAAUUAAUUUUUUUGUAGUUUAUGCAAAUACAAAAAAAUAUAUAUAAAGAAACUACUUCUGAUACUUGCAGAUAUCCAUGCAAAAGGUUUUUAAAACUCGUAAGUCAUUAGUUGUAACACAUGCUUAUAUUUUGAAUGAUACAAAAUUCAUGUUCAAUCAUGAAUUAUUGUAACCUUUAUUUUCCAUAUGUCAUGUCUCAGUGUAAUGCUACGUGUCUUUCAAAAUAAAGUUUUUAU